AUGCUAUUUGUCUUCUUCCUCAUCAUCAGUUUUUGGUUGUAUCUUGCAGUUGCAGAGGAGCAGAUGGAAUCAUCAAAGACCAAAAUAGAUGUGCACGCACACUACGUCCCAGACUUUUAUGCGCAAGCGCUCAGAGAUGCUGGGCACUUACCCGGCCCGGAUGGCAUGCCCAGGAUUCCUGAGUGGACGCCCGAGGCGCACCUCAAGUUCAUGGAGGCGCAAAAUAUUGAAAAGUCCUACUUAUCAAUCUCCAGCCCAGGGGUCUACCUUUCCGUGCCCUCCAAGUCCGCGACAGAGAAGGCGGUUAAACUGGCUCGUCAAGUCAACGAGUAUGCAUCAGAAGUCAAGGCCAGAUAUCCCACCAAAUUCGGCUUCUUUGCAUCACUUCCCCUACCAGACGUGAGCGCAUCCGUGGAUGAGAUUAUAUACUGCUUCACGCAGCUCAACCCGAAACCCGACGGCAUCGUGGUCAUGUCAAACGCCUACGGGAUGUACCUCGGCGACCCGGACCUCGAUCCGGUCUACAAGGCCCUGAACGAGGUCAACGCCAUAAUCUUUGAGCAUCCCACCGCGCCCUGCACGGAGCAUAACCAUUUGCGAUUCUCAAUUGACGGAGAGGACCCCGGCAUCACGCCGCCUGAAUGGCUUUCCCUCAACAGGCCGGUGUCAGACCGGCAGGGUCGGGUGCCCACCCUAGACUUUCCCUUUGACACGGCUCGCACGUUUGCCGAUUUGUUCUACUCAAAGGUGCCAACGCGGUUCCCUCGCAUCAAAUGGAUCAUGCCUCACGCGAGCGGCGGCCUUGUGCCCACCUUGGAUCGAAUCAUCAGCUACAGCACUCCGGAUGUCAAUCUGACAGAGUCUUUUGUUAAAUCCACCCUCGCGAAAAGCUUUUACUUCGACCUUGCUGGGCCCUGGCCGGUCACUUGGGCGAUUCCUCCUUUGCUUCGGUGGGUGAGCUAUGAGAAGCUAUUAUGGGGCACUGAUACACCUUUCACGCCGUGGGCCAUGGCGGAAGCUGGGAGGAUCAAAUUCGAUCAAGAUGUCGAGGAGGUUUUCAAUGAUGGAACCAAGGCUGAAUUUGUAAGAAGAGGAAACGCUGUCAAAUUAUUUGGAUAA
Messenger RNA from Colletotrichum orchidophilum, 1119 nucleotides. Its product is annotated as amidohydrolase. NCBI's taxonomy places the organism in Eukaryota, Fungi, Ascomycota, Sordariomycetes, Glomerellales, Glomerellaceae. Gene Ontology annotation, biological process: secondary metabolic process. Bases 1 to 1119 code for a protein of 372 amino acids. The record is from RefSeq and is a predicted model, not a curated record. The transcript is spliced from 2 exons. Gene Ontology annotation, molecular function: hydrolase activity; carboxy-lyase activity. Gene Ontology annotation, cellular component: cytosol; cytoplasm.